This is a messenger RNA of Acaulospora colombiana, 167 nucleotides long. The record is from the annotation of a GenBank genome assembly. Lineage: Eukaryota; Fungi; Glomeromycota; Glomeromycetes; Diversisporales; Acaulosporaceae.
GAGCAGAUGAUGUAGAACCAGAAACGAGGUUUUGGAAUGAUUCAACAAUGUUAGAUUGGUGGGAUUUGGAUCAAUUGGUAGAUCUUAAACCUUAUUAUUUCAAACCGUUACCGGAAAAUACCCAUACCAUAGUGCUUGCAUUGUCUUGUACUGACGAUGAUGGCGAA